Ziziphus jujuba (common jujube) is the source of this 2931-nucleotide messenger RNA. Its product is annotated as seipin-3. NCBI's taxonomy places the organism in Eukaryota, Viridiplantae, Streptophyta, Magnoliopsida, Rosales, Rhamnaceae. The transcript is spliced from 2 exons. Gene Ontology annotation, cellular component: endoplasmic reticulum membrane. The record is from RefSeq and is a predicted model, not a curated record. Gene Ontology annotation, biological process: lipid droplet organization; lipid storage. Bases 792 to 1940 code for a protein of 382 amino acids.
AUGUAUUAUAUAGGUACUGGAUAUAAAUGUGUACAUGGAUAUGUGUGCCAAUAGUCAUUAGACAGAUCACUGUAAAUAAGUUUGAGACUUGAACAAAUUAAACAGAAUGCAAGUGUUGAAGUGUGUGUCAUGCUGCAACCUAUCCUGACCCCUCAUCCCCAACAAUUCAUCAGAACAACCAAUCACGACCGUAGAAUUAGCUGACCCCCAUUUCCCAAAACUUUGUCCAUCUGUCGCUUUGCACCAAUAUUUAGUCUGAACCGCUCAAUAUAUUUUUCUUCGCAUCCCAAGAAAAUGACUGUCAGUGCCACCUCAUCAUUUCCCUCCUAUAAAUAGGUCCUCUUGACAGUUUAUUCCUAGGACCAACCGGCCACCUUUUCUCAUAUUUUCACUAAUCAAGUUCCACUCCUUGUUGACCCAGAAGCAAAAAGCUCAAUUUUUUUCUUUGCAAAUUCAUUCCCCCCCAUGGAAGUCUCAAAACCCCAUGAAGAAUCUAUGGAGUUUGAUCCAAACUCCAAUGAGAACUCACCAAGAUUGCUUGAUGUGCUGAAAUUUUCAGUGCUAAAUUUUGUUUUGGAUGGAGCUGACAAGGUGUUGAAAGAUCCAAGAACACUCAAAAACCACCUUCAUGUCUCAAAUGGUAUUGCUCUGCAAGAAUAUCACUUGGAUUCCAAUGAAAAUGGUACUGAAGAUGGAAAUUCUAGUAUGGACACCAACAGGGUUCAUGGAGGAAAUGUCUUUGAAGGAAAAACUAAAAGGGUUCGAAAUUCUUUGCAAGAAAAUGAAAGGGUAUGCAACUUAAUUCGAGCAAAAAUUACGGAAAUCCUUCAGAAGUGGUAAAUUUUUCAUCAAUGGACUUUAAUUUAUUCCCUAUAAAUUUUCUAGCUUUCGUCGCUCUGUCACUGAUGAAAAUUAUAGGAUUUCAGAUGAGUCUGUUCUUCAGCUUUUUCACAUUUCCAAUAUGGCUAUCAUAUGUUUGUUUAAUGUUCUUGCUAUUUCCCCUACAAACACUAAGAAGAAUCAGAGGGUAUUUCAUGAAAAAGCUGUUACGAAUAUGGGGUGCCGCUGAAACCUCUGUUACUUCAGCUGUAUCAAAGCGUGUCAAAGCACAAAAAUCGAUAGCAGUGAGGAUUGGUUUUGCUUUCUUCAAGUCAAUCUAUGUCUGUUCCAUGCUUGUCGGAUUGCUAGCAUCAGGGUUCAUACUGGGGGGAUUUAUGAUGAGAAAGCUGGUUGAGAAGCCAAUUCACACAAGAGAGAUCCUUAAUUUCGACUACAGCAAAGCUAGCCCUGUUGCUUUUGUGCCAAUCAUGUCUUCUGGUGUUGGAAAUCCUUCGAGCCUGCUUUCUAAAGUUAAUUUAGAAUCAGGGAAGCCCAGCAGCACACGUACUAUUCCUUAUAAUCACAAAUUGCAGCUCACUGUUUCAUUAACCGUGCCUGAAUCCGAGCACAACCAAAAUCUUGGUGUCUUCCAGGUUAGAGUUGAGUUCCUGUCUGCAAAUGGUAAUGUCACAGCUAGUUCAAGCCAUCCAUGCAUGUUGAGGUUCAAGAGCUUACCGAUCCGCUUAGCACAGACUUUACUUAAAAGUGCUCCUCUUGUUGCUGGUUUUCAAUCAGAAUCCCAAAUUCUAAACAUACAUAUGACAGAAUUUACCGAAGGACUUGAACCGACAGCAUGCUUGAGAGUGAUACUGGAGCAACGAGCAGAAUACGAACCCGGCAAGGGUAUACCUCAAAUUUAUGCUGCAUAUCUAGAUCUUGAAUCUGAGCUUCCAAAGUUGAAAAGGUUUAUUUGGUGCUGGAGGAGAACACUCUUUAUAUGGAGCAGCAUGAUAUCAUUCUUGACAGAGUUGGUGAUCAUCCUAGCUUUUUUCAGGCCAAUUAUUGUCCCAAGAAGAACUUGUCAUGUUAGGAAAACAGUUUUGAGGGGUUCUGAUCAAUAAUUUGCUGGCCCUUGAUUGCAAAAAUAUGAAGCAAUAAUUUGAACUCCAAGGAGAUUCACAUUAUUAAUAACAAUGGCAUUUGCAAUUUGUGUACGGACAAAUUAUUAUGAUGAAAGUGAGAAACGAUGAAAUAAUUGCAGAACUAAAUCUAAGCGGUAUAUCAACUAUUAAUUUAUUUCUCAUCUAUUAGCACUAGCAACUUUUGUUUUUAGCUAUCCUCCUUGACAAAUGGUUAUACAACUUUUAAGUUCGUAUGAAUACCGAAUGCUACAAUAAUCAACGUUGUUGCUAACUGAUUUGACAACAUUUAUUAUCUUGUAUUGGAAUUCACUUACUGAUUAAGAAUAUUCAGUUUAUAUUAAACUAGAUUUCGCUUGAAUCAAUUUUAAGAAACUCCAGAAAUAUCUUUAAUCUUUUUAACAAUUAAACAGUAUUCAAAAUAAUUACAAAAAUAAAAUACCGCCACAUAAUUAAUCUGUUUUUUUGAACAAAAAUAAAUUCAAAAUCUUUAUAACAAUCAAAAUCAACUAAUUUUCAAAGACAUUAAUUUUUAAAUAACUGAAAAACACAUUUUUUAGAAUAACUAAAAAAUAUUAUAAUAGCACAUUAAUUAAUCUCUUUUUCCUUAACAUCUCCAUUUAAGUUAUUAUUAUUAUAUAUAGACUAUAAAUUUUAUUAUUAGAUCAUUUGAUUUUAUUUAAACCAAUACUUUUUUAAUUUUUAAACAUAAAAAUAAUAAAAAUACGAUAUUUACAACACUUUUAAGUUUAAAUACUAUUACCUUAAAAAUAAAGCGAAAAAAUAAAAAGCAGCCUCAAAAAGAAUACAUCAAAACCAUCUUAAUGCAUUAGAAAAUUUUCUCACAUAACACCAUGAUUUUUGCAUACAUCUUAACCAUUAAAUUUAUUAUAAUGACAUAGCACAACAUAGUAGAACCAAAUUGAGAUACCCAAAUCCAACUACAUACAUCUAUUUCUAUCCAUCAUAUGAA